AGCAUCGACUGUUUGACUAUCAACUGGAAUACAUUGUUAGGCUAUGUGUAUGCCUACUAUUGAACGCCAUUUGAAAAGCCAUUGAAAAGCCUGUAAUCGACAAAAUCGCGGCAUUUCUUUGCACUUAAAAAAUAUUAAUCAAACAAAACAUUCAAAUCAUUGGAUAAACAAUAAUAAUAAUAACAACAACAGUGUCCACACAUUUAUAGGCCCGAAGUUACCGAUAUAUAUAUAUACCAACUGACAAAACAAUGGCCGAUAAGGACGCCGUCGAGGAGCGUGUGAUCAACGAAGAGUACAAGAUAUGGAAGAAGAACACACCGUUUCUCUACGAUCUGGUUAUGACACACGCUUUGGAGUGGCCAUCACUAACCGCUCAGUGGUUGCCCGAUGUUGUGCGACCCGAAGGCAAGGACUAUUCCAUACAUCGGCUAAUACUCGGCACUCAUACCAGCGACGAACAGAAUCACCUGUUGAUAGCAUCGGUUCAGUUGCCCAACGAAGACGCUAUGUUUGAUGCCUCCCAUUACGACUCAGAGAAGGGCGAGUUUGGCGGUUUUGGAUCGGUUUCGGGUAAGAUUGAAAUUGAGAUUAAGAUCAAUCACGAGGGAGAAGUCAAUAGAGCCCGCUUUAUGCCGCAAAAUCCGUGCAUUAUUGCCACGAAAACACCGUCGAGCGAUGUAUUGAUCUUUGAUUACACGAAACAUCCCUCAAAACCAGAUCCAAAUGGCGAAUGCGCGCCCGAUUUGAGACUACGCGGCCACCAAAAAGAAGGUUACGGUCUUUCGUGGAACCCAAACCUCAACGGACAUCUAUUGAGCGCAUCUGAUGAUCACACCAUCUGCUUGUGGGAUAUCAAUGCUCCCGUUCGUGACAAGAACAUAGUCGACGCAAAGACAAUAUUUACGGGACACACGGCCGUCGUCGAGGACGUCGCCUGGCAUUUGCUACACGAAAGUCUGUUUGGAUCUGUAGCCGAUGACCAGAAACUGAUGAUUUGGGACACCAGGUCGGCCAACACCAACAAACCGAGUCACAUAGUAGACGCCCAUACGGCCGAAGUCAACUGUUUGUCGUUCAAUCCGUACUCGGAGUUUAUUUUGGCCACCGGUUCGGCCGACAAAACGGUUGCCCUCUGGGAUCUCAGGAAUCUGAAGCUCAAACUUCACUCAUUCGAGUCGCACAAGGAUGAGAUCUUUCAGGUUCAAUGGUCGCCCCAUAACGAAACAAUACUGGCCUCCAGUGGUACUGAUCGUCGUCUACACGUAUGGGAUCUGUCGAAGAUUGGCGAAGAACAGUCAGCUGAAGAUUCCGAAGACGGACCGCCUGAACUGUUGUUCAUUCACGGCGGACAUACCGCUAAAAUAUCUGACUUUUCAUGGAAUCCUAACGAACCGUGGAUUAUCUGUUCCGUGUCUGAGGACAACAUUAUGCAAGUCUGGCAAAUGGCCGAAAACAUCUAUAACGACGAAGAACCUGAAACACCAGCCGCCGAACUGGAAGCCGCCGCAUAAGUGGUCACUCAUUUGAUGGUUUUGGUGUCCAUUCGUCGGUUUUUUUAUUAUAAAUUUUAUUUAUCAUUUAAGUUAUCCGAUUAAGAGAUAUACAAACUGUAUUUUUUUCAUGAAUUAUAAUUUGUGUAAACUUUUCUUUUUUUUAUUUUCACGUAUUAUUUUUUAUUAUAAUUAUUAUUAUUAUUUAGCGUACUAUGAACUGGCGCUCCGGUAGGCUUUACUAUCAUUACUAUCAUAAAAAAGCAAAACUUAAUUUUUAUAAAUUUAACAAAAAAAACAUAAAUAAAACAAACAUCACUUGUGUUUAUAUAAUUAAAUAAAUUGAUUGGAA
This is a messenger RNA of Oppia nitens, 1845 nucleotides long. RefSeq names its product histone-binding protein RBBP4 (gene Caf1-55). Gene Ontology annotation, cellular component: ESC/E(Z) complex; NuRD complex; nucleus. The transcript is spliced from 4 exons. Gene Ontology annotation, molecular function: histone binding. The record is from RefSeq and is a predicted model, not a curated record. NCBI's taxonomy places the organism in Eukaryota, Metazoa, Arthropoda, Arachnida, Sarcoptiformes, Oppiidae. Gene Ontology annotation, biological process: regulation of gene expression. Bases 252 to 1514 code for a protein of 420 amino acids.